CACCGAUGCCACUGCGAUCGGGGCUAUUAUGGCAAUAAGUGCCAAUUCAACCAAACCGAGUGCUCAGAAAAUCCCUGCCAGGUGACAGGAGCGAUUUGUCAUCCUCUUCCCGACAACACUGUCAUCCCAGCCUCACUUUCAUCUUCCCCUCGGCCACUGGCUGUCCCACGUCUGCUCGAGGGCCCUUCCGGCAGCGGACCGUACGGGCUGAGGUCGCUGGGCAUCAAGUCGAGUGUACGCCGACGGUUCUUUUGCGAAUGCCCUCCGGGUUAUGAGGGUAAAAAUUGCGAGAUCAACACUGACGAAUGCGCUUCUCGGCCUUGCCUAAACGGUAAUAGUUAA
Molecule: messenger RNA, 342 nt
Organism: Protopolystoma xenopodis
Lineage: Eukaryota; Metazoa; Platyhelminthes; Monogenea; Polystomatidea; Polystomatidae
Source: the annotation of a GenBank genome assembly